This is a messenger RNA of Dromaius novaehollandiae (emu), 4685 nucleotides long. RefSeq names its product layilin (gene LAYN). NCBI's taxonomy places the organism in Eukaryota, Metazoa, Chordata, Aves, Casuariiformes, Dromaiidae. The coding region runs from base 86 to 1210 and encodes 374 amino acids. Gene Ontology annotation, molecular function: hyaluronic acid binding. The record is from RefSeq and is a predicted model, not a curated record. The transcript is spliced from 7 exons.
GCCCCGGCCCCAGCCCCGCUCCGCCCGCAGCCGCCGCGGCAGCGCGGCCAGCGGCGGGGGAGCCCCGCGCACGGAGCCGGCGACCAUGCUGGCGGCCGCGGCCCUCUGCGCCGCCGCGCUGGGCUGCGCUGCGGGCGCUCGGCUGCUCAGCGGGCAGACAGUUUGCCGGGGUGGAAUGGAGCGGCCGUGCUAUAAAAUAGUUUACUUUCAUGAUGUUUCGCGGAGGAUCAGCUAUGAAGAAGCACGCCUUGCCUGCAGAGCUGAUGGUGGUCACCUAGUCAGUAUUGAAACAGAAGCAGAACAAAGACUGAUUGAAAAAUUUAUUGAAAGUCUCUUGGCUUCUGAUGGAGAUUUUUGGAUAGGGCUUAGGAGGAAAAAGCAUGAGGUAGACAAUAGCACAGAGUGUCAGAACCUCUACUCCUGGUCGGAUGGCAGCUCGUCCAAGUUCCGGAACUGGUAUGUAGAUGAGCCAUCCUGUGGGAGUGAAAUCUGUGUUGUGAUGUACCACCAGCCAUCUGCCCCACCAGGUGUUGGAGGUCCUUACAUGUUUCAGUGGAAUGAUGACAGAUGCAAUAUGAAAAAUAACUUCAUUUGCAAGUAUUCUCUUGAGAAGCAAACGAAUGCUCCAAGAGAGAAUUCUCAAACAGAUGUUGCUACAGAGCCCUUGAAGCCAGUAUUCCCAGAAGAACACCGUAAGAAAGAUGCUAAUGAAACACUUAAAGAAGCCAAAGAACCUGCUCUGAGUCUUGCCUACAUCCUUAUUCCCAGCAUUCCUGUGCUGCUUCUACUGAUGGUCGUUACAGCCUUCUUCUGUUUUUGGCUUUUUGCGAAGAGGCAAGUGACACUGUUGUUUAACAGGAGACAGCAAAUAGAAGCAAGCCCAAAGGACGAAGAUUCCUGGCUCUCUACCCACAGGAGGAACAGUCCAAAUCUGGAGGUUUACAAAGUAAUUAAGAAGCAAUCAGAAGCAGAUCUGACUGGAACGAGGCCUGACAUUAAGAAUUCCUCAUUCCGUACACGAGAAGAUAAGAUGCUUGACAGUCUCUCUGGGGAUUAUGAUGAUGUGGCAAUGAAUACAUCAAGUGGCUUUGUGACAUUGGCCAGUACAGAAAGUGGCUUUGUGACCAAUGAUAUAUAUGAACUGUGUGGAGAUCAUGUGGGGAGGAGCAAGGAAUCAGCCUGGGUGGAGAAUGAGAUAUAUGGAUACUAAGGAAAUGGACAAAGAAAGCCUGAAAUGUGGAUCACAAAGUGAAUGCCAAUGCAAGUUUAGCCUGCCCUACCCAUGCACUUGUUUUAAUGACUGUAUGUGUGAUAUUGUAUCCUGGUUUUGCAUCAUCCCUCUAUUCUUUCUUGAAAGAACAUGGGAUUUUAAAGAUCCAAACCAAAAAGAAUUUAUAUACUGUGCUUUGCAUCAACCCCCCUUUUGCACCAGGAAUGGCCUGUUAAGUCUUGAUUACUUUUUGUUUACAGUCUAAAUUUCCUGCACUCCAAAGGUGAAAAUAUUAAGGUCUUUAAAGAACAAUCUAAAAUCCCUAUUUAUUUGAACUUUCUCAUCUCCAAAGAAGUUGAAAGUCAAAAGUCAGUCACUUGUCAUGCUUUCUCAUAGGUGUCCCAAAGAAAGCUGCUGUAGUUGCAGAUCUGUCAUUGUUUCCAUGCCAACCCAUGGUCCAACUGUAGGGUCUUCAUCAGCUGCUUACAAUGCUGACAGGCACUUCACAGGGAGGAGAGUAGUGUAGUUUCUGCUCUUUUCCCCCUCUAAGUCUCACUGUCAAGGCAAGAUAUGUGAGUCACAGCACAUAACUGAGUUUACACUGUAAGUUGUUUUUCAAAGAAUUGCAGUAGGUGCUUUGUCAUAAGGCUCAUUGUGUCCCUUUACUUAUCCCCACAAAAGUAAUUUCAAAGCAAGGAAUGAGGAACUUCUCUCUAAUGCUAAAGAAAGGCAAUGGGGUAUUCCAAAGCAUUUUACUUGGUCUCAGAAAAUACUGCAGUCUGGCUUUGGCCUACAUGACAAACUAAAUACUAGUUUCUUUCUUGUAGAAGGAAUAGCCAGUUGCAAUUUCAUUCUAGAUUUUUUCUCUUUGUGCCUGUGACCUGUACUAAAUUCCAUGAGGAUGAACAUCCUGAUACUAAUCUCCAGAGAUGGAAUUUAUGACAAGGUAGGUGGACAUAGGAAAUUGGAUUAAAAGCAGCAUUUAGACUGAUCAUAGUAACAAGUCAUAAUAAAUGCUCUGUUGUCUCAGUGUUACAGGGACUUCACAUAUUCCAUUUCUUUGAUUAAAUAAGUAUCAGGAUGAGGUACUGAGGAUAGCUCAUGGAAUUUUGCCUCUUGACAGUGGGAGGGAAUUACUUUUUUUAAGGGAUCUUCUGCAAAGCCAUGUUUGAUACCUGCCAUUCCCCUGCCCUUUUGGAGGAAUAGAGAUGGAAGAGAGCAGUCUAUAGCUGCCACACAACUAAGAAUAAAUUCAGAUGAAAUGAGAAUUAGCCUGUUAGAUACCAGGAACAAGCAAGAAUGUAAAAUAACACCAUAUAUAGGAAAGAAUUCCUGGUCUAUAUUUCACUGCUUGACUUUUGAGAGGAUGGGACAAGUCUAUUCAUGGUAAGGGUUUGCUUUUAAAUCAUCUGUUUGUGUGGGUUUUUUGUUUUUUCUUUUUCUUUCUUUUUUUUUUUGCAGCACAUCUUAAAGUUCAUAAGGAGCUAGGAGAAAUCACAAGAAUGCAUUUGCCAUGGAAGUGAUAUGAAGGAACUGGCCAAAAGUCUGCAGAAGCAACUGCAGGCCAGAGUUUUAUCCUCUUAAAGCACGUAAGGAGCCAGAGCAAGCUGACAGGACACUGUAAGGGUUAUGCUGAGUUUAAUUCUUAUUUUGAGCAGAGAAUGUAUAAUUAUUAAAAUGCUUUCAGCCAAAUAUAAAUGAGAUUUCUGGUAUGUAAAGUUAGAAAUGGCUGUGAUGAGCUGUUCCAAAAUAACCUGCAUUUAACUUGGUCACUGGUAUGCUCUAAAGCCUUUUGAAGCACACUUUAAGAGAUCGCUUGUAUCGCAGGAAAAGAGAAAGGUGGUUCCAUGCAUCUUUCAUUACACAGCCCUGCAAUUUUCCCCUUUAAUUCUGUCUCUUUGGCUUGGGAGGACUGUCAUGUAUCACUGAUGAUGCAGAAAGGCAACUGAAUGACAAGUUGUGUGCUGGGCACUUUCCUUAAACUGUGCUUGUCUAGCACCAGAUGGUGUGAAGAGGUACCAAGAGUCAUCCCCUGCAAGUUGAAUACCACACAGCCUUACUUACAAAGGAGCAAAAGCAUAACCAAAAAGGUACAUGGUCUGCUCAGCAGCAUGGAUUCUUAAGGAACUGGAUGCCUUUGGUUUUGAACUCAUCACAUGGACAAGCAUUCAUCUUCUGUGUGUUAGAAGAGAUUGCAGCAUCUCCCAUAAAAGCUUGUAACUAUCAGAGGGAUUUUGCUAUGCCAUGUAGUGCAGAGCCCACCUGUAUACAUUUGUUUAGAAGAAACAUGGCAAAGGGAGCUCAGGAGCAGUGCUGAUGACUUGAGAUCAUGAUUAGCUUAUUUUUCACUAGGGCUUUCUGAUAAUGUUUAUAUGACAUGAUCGGAUGAAUGUUUGGCUCACAGUAAUAAGGACUAAAUGACCCUCCCGAGAACUUGGAGCUAACUCCUGUGGCAAGGCCUCUGCACUGUCAGUACAGCUAAGUGGAAAAACAGAAGUUUGGAUAAAAACUGAGAUUCAUGUUGAGUUGAAUAUGCUCAGGGCAAAAUCCCAUGUGCUGCUGGAUGUGGACUUGCUUUAGUUGAAUCCUAUUGUAGAAAUUGGUUUGCAGGAAGCUGGAAAUCUCUGCAGUUGCCAAGGCUUUUGGAAAAUAAUGGAAAGGGGAUUCAAAUUUAUUGGAUAAGCACAUGAUCUGGUUGCAUAAAGGACUGUUUCCUGUUAAAUAUUGUACGUCAGCACUGAGAUUUUCAAAACUGAGAAUACAUUUACAAGAUUUCCCCAUUGAAAUGAAUAGGCACAAUCCAUUUCUGUGUCUCCCCAGUUGCUUCAGGCUGUAGACACACAACACAGCCUUGUUUUGCACUUGUUCUGCUUUUCAAAGCUUUUCAUCCUUACCUGAACAUGCUAGUGAUAAAUGGAAGCUUGGAGUUGGCAGCACAAGUUCUGCAGCAAGUGGCAGAUUCUGAGGCAAAGUCACUGGUUGAGAAGCACUGAUUGCAGCAGUGUGGCUUCUGGAUUUUGUUCAGUCCAGAGUUAGCCUGUGUUUCAUAUGCGAAUUAAGUCCUGCUGUUAAUACUGAAGUCCUGAAAAUGCUUGGAGGUUUGCGUUCAGAGAUGUACAGCUUCUUGCUACAGAUCUUUGCACAUUUAUAGCUGUGUCUAUGUAGAAAACUGGCAGCAGCUCUGUGGAGUUAGGCUGUUAUGAUUUCUCCUGUCUGCUCUGAUGUCUCAGCUCUUUUAUGAACUUGUUUAUGUAUUCUUAAGGCAAAUAUGUUCAGCUUUGAGUUAAGCCAGCACAUUUUGCUUUGUCUGCACUUAAUCUGUUUUCAAUUAUUCCAGUAAUGGAGCUAUUUCCUAAAACUGGCAUUUUAUUUGAAUGUAUCCCAUUGGACUGAGAAGUGGGAGUGCCAUGUUGAGAACCAAAUACUUUGAAUACUGGUAAUCUGGACAUCUGCAUUAAAGAAAAGAAACUCCUUA